AUGGCGCUUGACCUGCUGACCACCUAUCAGAAGGAGGAUUAUCUUGCUUCUGGCCUGCAGGUAACUGAAGCGGCCAUGGAAGGCAAAACCACGGGGCCCAAAGUAAUCCAGACGUCUGCAGCUAAUUUUUCACUAAAUAACAGUAAAAAGCUGAAGCCAAUUCAAAUCCUUUCAAAUCCAUUGUCUACAUAUAAUCAGCAACUGUGGCUGACGUGCGUUGUGGAGUUGGAUCAGUCAAAAGAAACAUCUAUUCAGACAAGCUUCCUCAUGACUGUUAAAGUUGACGGUGUAGCUCAAGAUGGAACCACCAUGUUCGUUCAUAACAAGGUUCACAAUCGGACGAGGACCCUCACCUGUGCGGGGAGGUGUGCAGAAAUUAUUGUGGCCCACCUGGGCUACUUGAACUACACGCAGUAUACCGUGAUUGUGGGAUUUGAACACCUGAAGCUGCCCAUCAAGGAAAUGAACUUCACGUGGAAGACUUAUGACCCUGCAUUUUCCCAAUUGGAAAUUUGGUUCCGAUUCGUCUUUGUGGUGCUUACCUUCAUUGUCACUUGCCUGUUUGCACAUUCCCUCCGGAAGUUUUCCAUGCGAGACUGGGGGAUGGAGCAGAAGUGGAUGUCCAUUCUUUUGCCUCUGCUGCUGCUUUACAAUGAUCCGUUCUUCCCGCUCUCCUUUCUGGUGAACAGCUGGGUUCCGGGCAUGCUGGACGAUCUCUUUCAGUCCGUGUUCCUAUGUGCCUUGCUGCUCUUCUGGCUCUGUGUGUAUCACGGGGUACGCGUCCAGGGAGAAAGGAAGUGUUUGACUUUCUAUUUGCCUAAAUUCUUCAUUGUUGGACUAUUGUGGUUGGCUUCUGUCACACUGGGAAUAUGGCAGACGUGAGUAAUUUUGUUAUGUGUGAAACCUUAGGCAUGGAAAGCAUUUGACAAAGGUGGACAGAUCCGAAGUCUCACUGUAUUUUGUGAACCCAUCCGGAAAGGAAUCUGUCACAGGGUUUCAAGACUUGAUAGUGUGACUUGAACUGAGGAUUCAUUUCAGCCUGACUGGCAUGU
This is a messenger RNA of Leptonychotes weddellii (Weddell seal), 1052 nucleotides long. Lineage: Eukaryota; Metazoa; Chordata; Mammalia; Carnivora; Phocidae. The record is from RefSeq and is a predicted model, not a curated record.